Molecule: messenger RNA, 3460 nt
Organism: Poecile atricapillus (Black-capped chickadee)
Lineage: Eukaryota; Metazoa; Chordata; Aves; Passeriformes; Paridae
Gene: HS6ST2
Product: heparan sulfate 6-O-sulfotransferase 2
Exons: 2
Coding region: 127-1341 (404 amino acids)
Cellular component (GO): membrane
Molecular function (GO): heparan sulfate 6-sulfotransferase activity
Source: RefSeq, a predicted model, not a curated record
GCCGGGAAGGGCCGUGGGCAGCAGCGGGCGAUGGCGGCGGCGCGGGUCCCCCCGCGGCGGCGACGGCGGCGGCUGCGGCGGCGGCUCUGAGCGGGGCGGCGGCGAUGCGCGGCGCUCCCGGCGACGAUGGAGGACCGGUCCCACAAGGUGCUGCUGGCGCUGGUGAUGCUCUUCCUCUUCGCCGUGAUCGUGCUGCAGUACGUCUGCCCGGGCACCGAGUGCCAGCUCCUGCGGCUCCGCGCCCUCAGCCCCGCCGCCGCCGCCGACCCGUACCGGGCGGAGGACGAGACGCCGGCGCGUUUCGUUCCCCGUUUCAAUUUCUCCGCCGACGACUUGAUGCGGCGGGUGGACUUCAACAUCAAGGGGGACGACCUGAUCGUGUUCCUGCACAUCCAGAAGACGGGCGGCACCACCUUCGGGCGGCACCUGGUCCGCAACAUCCAGCUGGAGCAGCCGUGCGAGUGCCGCGCCGGGCAGAAGAAGUGCACCUGCCACCGGCCCGGCAAGCGGGAGACCUGGCUCUUCUCCCGCUUCUCCACCGGCUGGAGCUGCGGGCUGCACGCCGACUGGACCGAGCUCACCAACUGCGUGCCCUCCGUGGUGGACAGCAAGAAGGAGGUGCGGCUCCGGCCCUCCAGGAAUUUCUACUACAUCACCAUCCUGCGUGACCCCGUGUCCCGAUACCUGAGCGAAUGGCGCCACGUCCAGCGCGGAGCGACGUGGAAGGCGUCGCUGCACGUCUGCGACGGCCGCUCCCCCACCACCGAGGAGCUGCCCAGCUGCUACACUGGGGACGACUGGUCGGGCUGUUCCCUGCAGGAGUUCAUGGAUUGCCCCUACAACCUGGCCAACAACCGCCAGGUCCGCAUGCUCUCCGACCUCAGCCUGGUGGGAUGCUACAACCUGUCGGUCAUGCCCGAGGAGCAGAGAAAUAAGGUUCUGCUGGACAGUGCCAAGGAGAACCUGAAGCGGAUGGCCUUCUUCGGCCUGACCGAGUUCCAGCGCAAGACUCAGUAUCUCUUUGAGAAGACUUUCAACAUGAACUUCAUCUCGCCGUUCACGCAGUACAAUAGCACAAGGGCCUCCAGCGUGGAGAUAGACAAGCAGACUCAGCAGCGUAUCGAGGCCCUCAAUUUUUUAGACAUGGAAUUGUACGAUUAUGCAAAAGACCUGUUUUUGCAGCGGUACCAGUACAUGCGGCAGAAGGAGCACCAGGAGGCGCGGCGGAAACGCCAGGAGCAGCGGAAGAUCCUGCGGGCGAAGCAGGCGCACCUGAGGGAGCAGGGGGAGAACGGCUCCAGCACUGACUACACAGGGAACGUGGAGCGGUGGCGGCGAUAGUGGGGGGCACCUGGCAGGCGCAGAAAAGAAGCAGAGCCCAACCCAACCUGCAAACCGGAGAUGACAAGUGAUGCUUCUCAAGGGUCUGAAGCAAAAAGAGGUCAAAAUGUUGCCUUUGCAGUUGCCUUUGCAGUAAAUGUUGUACUGUACGUGGAACACUUAAUCUUAGCGUGUAAUUAAAUUGUCCUUUUUGGGUUUGUUGGAUUAUUUAUGAAAUACAGGAGCCGUCUCGGCUCAUCGGAAAUGUUUGCUUGGACAUUUAUUUAAAAGAAGCGAAAGAAAAAAAAUCCUUAAAUUAGUUAUGACUACAAAAUGGGAUGCUGGAAAAUGUUUAUGAUGCUCGCCUGAAAUCUAUCUGGGAAGCAAACUCAUUUCCUAAUAACGAGCAUUUAGCAUACUCUCACAAUACAGUAUAUGAACAAAACCUUUUCCCUUUGAUUUUAUUUUAAUUUUAUUUUAAUAAUGUGUUUUCAAGGGCACCAACUGCUUAUGAUAUUUACCAAGUUAAUGAGUGAACGAUGAAGGGAACAAUAAAGGUCUAGAAAAAUUGUCGACUAGUUUUAUGUAUAAUAUUGGCUUUUAAAAGGAAUAGAAGUAAUUUCUCUAGUUAUAUAAAUAUUUAAAAUUUUAAACUUUUUCUACCUACUGCUGUUUAGAGUUUUAAGCUUGGUCUAUCUCAUAUUAAAAAAAAAGAAAAAAAAAAGACAUACAUACUUUUCUGAACUCAAUGCUGACGUUAUGGACACUGUUUCCAGAAUUUUUCAGGGCAGUAUGAUUUUAACCAUUCUGGAAAAGUCACAGCACAUUCUCAUGUUUGUUUCAUAAAGCCUUCUCCAAAUUAUAAUCCUGUGACAGUGUCUCAUUUUAAGUCUUUCUUGCCCAUUAGAAUACAUAAUGCUGAAUUUAUCAUUCCUUAAUAAUUGGUGGUAUAAACUAGAUGAAAUUAUGUUGCCGAUAUUUGUGUAGUGUCUUUAAAAAUCAUAAAACUCUCUAAUCCCAGCAAUAUUAUGAAGAGAAUUGCUCAAUGGAAGUAGAUUUAACUUGAAUUAGGAUUUACUUCCGGUAAAUCUUUGCUACACCAGAUAAGAACAGGGCUUUUUUUUUUUCCUAUGCUCUUGAGCCCUUCAUAGCGAUGAGGGAUGAGGACUGAAAAUGAUGGAAGCCAGUUUUCCAUAGCCAUAGUUAGACAGGAGGAGAAGGAUGUGUGGUGCAUGGGGUGCAGGCUCAGCUGGGGAGCGGGGUCCCCGCAGCCCUCCAGCCUCCCCCAGACCCACAGGGAGAGCAAACGGGGCACGUGCUGCGAGGGGCUCCUAUAAAUCUCUAUGCAAAAAAAUAUAAACCUCUGCAAGGCUUGGGCCAGACAUUCAGCAGGUUCAGAACAUUUGUCCUGCAGUGCUCCCGAGCUUGGCACUGAGCACACACCCGGGAAGGGCCCUCUGUGGCCCCAGGGACGCGAUGCUUACAAGGCUCACUUGCACUCUUGCCUUUCACCUGUAAUGUGCUCUAUACACCAUGGAGGCAGGGGGCAGGAAAUGAGGCAGAAGGCUUUAAAAACAUCUUAGGGCUCCACGCCUAAGUUACCUGGGAGUGGUUUUACAUCUGAUGUUGUGUGGCAGCCUGGGGGCAGCAACCCUGCCAAGGGCAAGGGGAGAGCAGAGCAGCAGCAAGCCAAUACCCUGCAUUAGCAGCUUUGAGAAGAGAAUAACUUCAUGUACAGCAAUUUAUUUUUUUUUUUUAAAUGAGAACUGCAGUUGCCAAUAUGAUGUCUCAGUUGUAUUUUGGUUUUCACGGGGGAAAAUAAUUCGCUCUUGAAACUGAAAGGCACUGCUGUAAACAGGACUUAACUGUGGGCGAGCUGGAGGCCUGUUGCAGGAGGUGCAUCUUGUUUUUAUGCUGUGGUGUGCAUGGUUUACAGAGACUAGUUGCAUUUUCUUUGUGUAUACUGUCUAUUGUAUAUAGGGGAUGUACGAAUAUAAGGAUACCAUUUUGUCAUAACCAUAUCAAAUUCUACUGAUUUCCACCGUAGACGCUGUCUUAUUGUGUAGAUUUACAGGCCAAUCCACUGACUUUGAUUGUGUCAUUUAACAAUAGAACUGAUAAAUAAAAUUUAACUACAGAC